AUGUAUAACAAAAUAAAUGUUAAAAAUGUACAGUUGGCUAUUAGAUCAAAGUCUGCAAACCAUUUACCAUUAAUGCAGUCAAUGGCAAAAGAUAUUAAAGCAGGGUUUGCAGGAGAGAUACUUGGCUCUGAGGCAAUGGAAAAAGAAAAAGAUGUCAAUCCAUUCAGUGGUCUUAAUGAAUCAUGUGAUCCAGGGAUGCCAAAAGAACUGAAGCGCUCGACGGCACACGGUCUGUCAUCUGGUCUAGCAGAAGAAUUGAAACCAUUGACGGGCCUUGUUUCACUUGAUCCAGGAAAGGAAAAGAUAACUCUGUCUAGUGGCCCUGUAAGGAAAUCUGCUGUAGGAAGAAAGUCGAAGAAAAGGAGUCAUGAAGAAGCUGCCACUGUUGAUCUUGGGAAGCUGAGAAAGGAGCUGUCGACUGCUACAGCACAACUACAGCCUGAGGGUAUGUCGCCAAAGUUUUAG
Messenger RNA from Saccostrea cuccullata (small rock oyster), 465 nucleotides. RefSeq lists its product as uncharacterized. The transcript has 3 exons. The record is from RefSeq and is a predicted model, not a curated record. NCBI's taxonomy places the organism in Eukaryota, Metazoa, Mollusca, Bivalvia, Ostreida, Ostreidae. Bases 1 to 465 code for a protein of 154 amino acids.